Messenger RNA from Saccostrea echinata, 713 nucleotides. RefSeq lists its product as uncharacterized. The coding region runs from base 15 to 713 and encodes 232 amino acids. The record is from RefSeq and is a predicted model, not a curated record. The transcript is spliced from 4 exons. Lineage: Eukaryota; Metazoa; Mollusca; Bivalvia; Ostreida; Ostreidae.
CAAAUCCUAUCAUCAUGAAUUCUUAUCAACAUCUUUCCUUUAACAAUGUGGACUACAGCUACUGCCCACUUGCACCUUUGCAGCAAAGUGCAUCUUACGUGCCUCAAAGUGUGUCAAAGUCUUGUGACUUUAAUUGUGUUUGCUGUGCACGGUUGCAUGUUGGUAACCCUUGUUCAUGUAAUACUUCCAAAACAUCCAUUGGAACUCAGACCGAACUUGCUGUGCCCCAAGGACUCAGUUCUGAGCUUUUUUGGAAACGUGGUACAUAUGAACACUCCAUUAUGCAGAAAUCUGUUCAUCAUGUUGUUGAAAAGUACAAAUUAGACGGGAAAAAGGAUGCCAACUGGGAAACUGCGACCACAGAAAUCUUGACUUCCUUCGCACCCGGUCUGCUCCAGACCCAAAGUAACAGACAUAAGAUUCAGCACAGAAUGAGAAGAACCAUCUACUGGACAAGGUUUUAUGAAAAAAAGAAAUCUCCAGCUGAAAAUGGUGGACAAAAAUCUGUUUACAAGUUUUUGUGCGAGUCGAGAAGGCGAAAAGCAAGCACACAGGAAACUGCAGCCCUCCUGACAAAUGAAGAUGACAUUGGAGCUGACAAUAGAGGAGCAGAUCAUACAACUCCCAUCAUCACUACUCCAUCUGAUGAUGACAGCUCUGAUGACAGUGAUGUACCCCUGUCCACUUAUGUGAAGAAAGGGAAGAAAGACUGA